Molecule: messenger RNA, 1174 nt
Organism: Chaetomium strumarium
Lineage: Eukaryota; Fungi; Ascomycota; Sordariomycetes; Sordariales; Chaetomiaceae
Product: RNA polymerase II subunit A C-terminal domain phosphatase SSU72
Exons: 3
Coding region: 215-988 (257 amino acids)
Biological process (GO): termination of RNA polymerase II transcription
Cellular component (GO): nucleus; mRNA cleavage and polyadenylation specificity factor complex
Molecular function (GO): RNA polymerase II CTD heptapeptide repeat phosphatase activity
Source: RefSeq, a predicted model, not a curated record
CCCCAAAUCAAGCUUCAGUUCUGACAUCACCAUUGAUCGAAUCGGAGGUCCAAUUCUUCCUACACUACACACUGUGCACUCGAUCUUUCUCCAGAAUGAAAACAUAAACGUUACCGCUCUGGUGUCCUUCCCAUAGCGACCUGUGGUCGCAACCUUGUGGAAGAAGGUUAGCACUCGAUAUUGAAGCGACUCGUUAUCGGAUAGGAGCUCCGUGAUGGACCCCGCAAGCGGGAGUGAGGGCUCCUCAGCCCCGGCCCAGAAUGGCCAGCCGGAAGAUGGAUCUGGGUUCAAGUUGAAGUUCUGCACCGUCUGCGCGAGUAACCAGAAUCGGUCAAUGGAAGGGCACCUCCGCCUAGCUCAGGCCAACUUCCCCGUUAUCUCGUUCGGUACUGGAUCUCUUGUGCGCCUACCCGGGCCGACCGUCACUCAGCCCAAUGUCUACAAGUUCAACGAAACCUCGUACGACAGCAUCUACCGGGAGCUCGAAGCCAAGGACCCCAGACUGUACCGGGCGAAUGGCCUGCUUAACAUGCUGGGGCGGAAUCGCCUCAUCAAGUGGGGCCCUGAGCGGUGGCAGGACUGGAACGUUGGUAUGCCAAGAGUGAAGCACGAAAAGGAUAAAGGAAGCGUGGGCAUGGAAGGAGGCGUGCCGGAUGUUGUUAUCACCUGUGAGGAGCGUUGCUGGGAUGCCGUCGUCGAUGAUCUGCUGAACCGGGGCUCGCCGCUGAACCGGGCCGUCCAUGUCAUCAACAUUGAUAUCAAAGACAAUCACCAGGACGCUUCGAUUGGAGGCGGGGCCAUUGUAGACCUCGCAGAUUCUCUGAACAAGGCUGCUAUGGAAGAGCGCGAGAAAGUCGGAGCCGCCGCGUUUGAUGCUGGGGGCGCUGCCAGCAGAGCAAGCUUCGACGAGCGGGUCCCUGAAGUCUUGGCCGAGUGGCAGCAGAGGUGGCCGGAUCUCCCUUCGACAUGGACUUUAUCUUGGUUCUAAGGGGUCAUGCCAGUGUCAUGGGACUUAUCUCUUCCGUUUUCCAUUUCCAUCGGUGUUGGGUGUCCAUAUUUGCUAGCGGGCGUUGGGGUAGAGAACAGAUACCAGAUAUUCAGCGAUGAGUUAUUACCAAUGUCAUGAUGAUCCAGCUUAUACCGGAUAGAAUAUAGUGUCAAUGCGCUAACAGAG